GAACGAGUGAGCGAGGGGAACUGGAGACUGGAGGAGACCUGCUCACUCACCGCCGCUGUCUCCACUCCGCGCACUUCUCUGAGCUGCUGGAGCUGAGCGCGCAAAGAGAGAAGGAAAGGGAAACGGGGAAGGGAAGAAUGAGGAAGAAGCCGUCCGUGCAGCGCGCCGCGUCCCAUUACCUCCUCCACCAACAACACCAACACCACCACCACCAACAACAACAAACCAUAGGGGCGUGCUGAUGAAGCGCCUCUCCGGUCAUUCGAUCAUACAGGUCGCACCGGCACAGCUGAAUGGAAACUAGGAGUAACCCACCAGCAGCAGCAGCAGACAAGAUCAACAAGAAAUAACCGAGGGAGAAGGGAAAAAAACUGCAGUGCAUGGGAAUCCGGAGCGCUCUGCCUCCUUUUGUGCGUCUUGGUUGGUGGAAACGCCGCGUUGGCCGGUAUAUAAGAGCUCCCUGUGUCUCCAUUAGCCUUCCCCUCUGCUGGGUUUACCUCUACUACUACAACAACUACUACUACUGCUACUACUAAGCACUCGUACUACUGCCUGUGCUCGCUGCUGGAGCUGGGAACGAGCUCGUAUCACCGCGAGGAAACAGGAAAAAAAAAUCAAGGGUCAUCGUUCAUCAUGGGCCGCUUGGAUCGCUCCUCCGCCCCGUCUCCGGCGCUGAGGCUAACGCUCAUCGUUUUGAUUCUGCUCCUCAAGGGCCAACCGUCUGUGGCUGGAGCUCCUCCUCAGCCGAGCUCGGACGGCUCGGUUUCGGCUGUUUCCACGAAUAAAACUGAGUGCAGCAAACCCGAGGAGUGCUCCAAGGGGGUGAUCUUACCCGUCUGGGAGCCCAUAAACCCGUCGUUCGGUGACAAGGUUGCCCGAGCGACGGUUUACUUCGUAGCUUUGGUCUACAUGUUUCUUGGCGUGUCCAUCAUCGCGGAUCGCUUCAUGGCAUCGAUAGAGGUCAUUACAUCCCAAGAGAAAGAAAUAACGAUUAAGAAACCCAACGGGGAAACUACGACGACCACUGUCCGAAUCUGGAACGAAACCGUGUCAAAUUUAACUCUGAUGGCUCUCGGUUCUUCUGCUCCCGAGAUCCUGCUGUCCGUCAUCGAGAUCAUCGGCCACGGGUUCGACGCCGGCACCUUAGGACCCUCGACCAUCGUGGGUUCCGCUGCGUUCAACAUGUUCGUAAUCAUUGGAAUUUGCGUGUACGUGGUGCCCGACGGCGAGACCAGGAAAGUCAAACAUCUCCGAGUGUUCUUCGUCACGGCGACCUGGAGCAUUUUCGCGUACAUUUGGCUCUACCUGAUCCUGUCGGUGAUCACGCCAGGUGUCGUGCAGGUGUGGGAGGGGCUUCUGACCUUCCUGUUCUUCCCCAUCUGUGUGGUCUUCGCUUGGAUAGCCGACCGGCGCCUGCUGUUCUACAAGUAUGUGUACAAGCGCUACCGGACUGGCAAACAGCGCGGCAUGAUCAUCGAGACGGAAGGGGAUCGGCCUCUGCCUUCCAAGGUGGACAUCGAGAUGGACGGCAAAAUGCUGAACUCACACGCCAUCGACUUCCUGGACGGUCCUCUGGGAUUUGAUAUCGACGAGAAAGAUCUGGACGAGGAGGAGACCAGGAGGGACAUGGCCAAGAUCUUGAAGGAGCUGAAACAGAAGCACCCGGACAAAGAGGUGGAACAACUCAUUGAACUCGCCAACUACCAGGUCCUGAGCCAACAGCAGAAGAGUCGUGCGUUCUACCGUUGCCAGGCGACCAGGCUCAUGACCGGAGCUGGAAAUAUCCUGAAGAAACACGCCGCCGAUCAAGCCAGGAAGGCCGUCAGCAUGCACGAGGUCCGGUCUGACGCCGGCGAAAACGACCCGGUCUCCAAGAUCUUUUUCGAACCGGGCUCCUACCAGUGUUUGGAGAACUGCGGCACGGUUGCGGUCAACAUCGUGCGGCGCGGCGGAGACCUCGGUAAAACCCUUUCAGUGGAGUACCGCACGGAGGACGGCACCGCGAACGCCGGUUCCGAUUACGAAUUCACCGAAGGCGUGGUCGUGUUCAAGCCCGGCGAAACCAUGAAAGAAGUCCGGGUUGGAAUCAUCGACGACGAUAUCUUUGAAGAAGACGAGAACUUCCUGAUUCACCUGUCCAACGUGAAAGUGCUGACGUCAGAGGGGGAGGAGCCGGAGGAGGGCGAAUCGGCCAAUCACGUCGAGUCGGUGGCCUGUCUCGGGUUACCUUCAACCGCUACAGUCACGAUCUUUGACGACGACCAUGCCGGUAUCUUUACCUUUGAGGAGCCUGUGGUCCAUGUGAGCGAGAGCGUGGGGACUAUGGAGGUCAAGGUGCUGCGUACGUCCGGAGCUCGGGGCGUGGUCAUGCUGCCGUACAAGACGGUAGAAGGAACAGCCAAAGGAGGAGGAGAAGACUUUGAAGACAUUCAUGGCGUCCUCGAAUUUCAGAACGACGAGAUUUUGAAGAGCAUAACGGUUAAGAUUCUAGACCGGGAGGAAUAUAAUAAGCAGUCUUCGUUCUACGUCCUCCUCGGAACGCCGCAGUGGAUACGCGGAAAGAAGGAUCGGACAGAGGAACCACCAAAAGAAGUGGAGGAGGAAGAGGAGGCUCUGACGGGGAAAGAUGAAGAGGAGAGACGCAUCGCGGAGAUGGGACGUCCCAUGCUGGGAGACCACGUCAAACUGGAGGUCAUCAUAGAGGAGUCGUACGAGUUCAAGAACACGGUGGAUAAGUUAAUCAAGAAAACCAACCUGGCUCUUCUGGUGGGAACGAACAGCUGGAGGGACCAAUUCAUCGAAGCCAUCACAGUGAGCGCCGGUGAAGAUGACGACGAUGAAGAGUGCGGGGAGGAGAAGCUGCCCUCGUGUUUCGACUACGUGAUGCACUUCCUGACCGUGUUCUGGAAGGUCCUGUUCGCCUUCGUCCCGCCCACAGAGUACUGGAACGGCUGGGCCUGCUUCGUCGUGUCCAUCUGCAUGAUCGGACUGCUCACCGCCGUCAUCGGUGACUUGGCGUGUCAUUUUGGCUGCACGGUCGGGCUCAAAGACUCCGUGACUGCAGUAGUAUUCGUGGCAUUGGGGACCUCAGUACCAGAUACAUUCGCCAGUAAAGUUGCUGCGAUCCAGGACCAGUACGCCGACGCCUCCAUUGGGAACGUGACAGGAUCCAACGCUGUCAACGUGUUCCUUGGGAUUGGGGUGGCGUGGUCCAUUGCCGCCAUCUACCACAACAGCCAAGGCCGGGACUUCAAGGUGGAUCCGGGAACGCUGGCCUUCUCCGUCACGCUCUUCACCAUCUUUGCCUUCAUCUCCGUGUCCGUGCUCAUGUACCGGAGGAGGCCAGAGAUCGGAGGGGAGCUGGGAGGGCCUCGGACUGCCAAGGUCCUAACCAGCAUGCUCUUUGUCAGCUUGUGGCUCCUCUACAUCCUGUUCUCUUCGCUGGAAGCCUACUGCCACAUCCAGGGCUUCUAGACACGGAGUUCAGUUCAAUACGCAAAGGUGAGGACUAAGGCGGCGGUACGGAAAAUAAAUACGUCGAUAUGAAGUUGAUGACGGCUGCAUCGCUCGUCCCUCCUUACGUGCUGUGGAAUUAUAGCCAGUUUUGGAUUGUGUGUAAAUCUUAAUACGACAGAGAGGAAAUUUUCAAAGACCAGCAUUAUCGGAGCGCGCGGAAAACGCUUUGCCGAAGGAAUUAACAACCAAUCAGAUCAUUUUGACAUUAACUCGAGUCGUACGCUUCUACCACCAGUGCAGUAACUCUACUUUGCACUGUGAAACCAUCGAAGACCACCACAUACUGCUGAAGUCUGAAGUACGGGACAUAUCGUUCGCUGAAAAUCCGUGUGCGCGUGUUGAGUUGCGACUGUGUGUCCGUGUUCCAGUGUGUCGUGGUUGAAGAUGGUGGAGUACUGUGAAAUAAAUCUAGUUAUGCUGUUCUGUUUUUGUAUGACGGCUCCGACACAAGCCCCGCCCAUCUCUGUACAAAGCGCUGAGUGAGGCUUUUGAGCGGAAAGUGCAUUCAAUGAAGUGAACGAAAUGUAAAUAUUCUGAGCUGAAUUGCAUAGCAGCUCGCUCUGAAUGUCUUUGGUUUAAGCUGUGCACUCGGGAACAGGCCCUUAGGCUUUGUUUUAUUCAGUCGGUGUAAAUGAUUCAAGGUCAAUCAUGAGAAGGAGUUGUGUGCAUUUACCUUUAAAACCGCCUGCUUCACAUAGAGCAGGUCAAGCUACCGUCAGAAACUGUUUCAUUCACUCAUAAAUAGCCAUCUUUUCUGCAAUAGAUUUUCAGAACAGUGCUGGCGUCAGGUUCAGUUGUUGUAUAUACUGCAUUACAGCUGCUUUAAAACUUCAUUUAGCAGCUUCUUCCUGUAUUUAUGUUUUGGCCACUCCCCAGGCUGGUCUGUGGACCAAUCAAAACUCUUUAAGGGCUUUGUAAAAAAAAAACGAUGUUCUGAUGUUACCCAGAUGGCAGGUCUUAAAAAUGCUCAAUUGGUAAAGACAUAAUUUUUUCAGAAACAGCUGCAGAAUUACAGUUAUAUAAACACUGUAAUGAUAUAUAAAUGAUUAUAUUGGUAUUAAAUAAACUUAAAUCUUACUAAACUCAACUUGACAUUUUAAAUUGGAUCAGAUUUUAAAAGCUUAAACCCAAAGAAAUCAAUAUUUUGUUGAAUAAUAUUUGUUAAUGCAAAUCAAUUCUGGCAUAAAUAAAUAAUCCAUUCUCCUAAAUACGUCAUUAAAAUGUUUGAGCGUUUAUUAUUGAGAUGUUUACACGUGAGACUGUUAAAUCAAUCUAGCUACUCUUGUGUAGCCUCAAAAUGAUGUAAACUUCUGUAGAUAAACAUUUGUAAAACAGCUUAGUCCCGUCGUCCUAUUUUAUGUUAAAUAUCACAAAUACUUUUAAUUCGAUCGUCUUUCGCCCUCGAUUCAAGAAAAUUGGCGUAUAAUUUCCAUCGAUAAAACCCUUGUAAGAUUUCUUCACAUUUUGCCAAACCAAAUUGUUGAAUUGAAUCAGUGACGUCGCGCGUCACAUGACAAAGGCCUUUGAGUGGCAGUUUACCCCUGUUUUGCCAAAGGGAAACUUUUUAUCAGCUUUGCAGUCCCACUUUCAAAGCUUUCUUAAAAUCUCAAAUUUCUUCACAAAACAUUCAUAAUAAAACUCUAAAAUCCAGACUUUUCUAUUCUAUUUGUAUGUCUCUUCACUGGCAUGGAGCUAUGGUUUAUACACUGUUAAAAGCUUGUGCUCAAAUGGUUGUAAUGGGAGUAAAAAUAUAUUGGUAGACUUUAAUUUGUGCCUGCUGUCGAAAUAAUAAGUUGACAUUUUGAGGAAUGAUAAUUUCCUGUUCUAAAUGUGUGCAUUACCUUAAGGCUAAGAGUUUAAUUUUAAAGGUGUUAGGUCAAUAUUUUGUCCCAUAUGUAAAAGCAGUAAGACUAGACCAACCAGGACAAACCAAAUGAGCUGUUUAAUACACACAUCCUGGUUCGGAAUCUCAAGCGUCGUCUGUAAACGCGUCAAAAUAAAGAAGGUGUUGUAUAAUAGAUUUUUUUGGGGGGGGGGUCAAACUGACGCCGAUGUCCCGCACUGGUCAUACUGCUUUGGAUGUUUCAAGUUGUUUUUUUUUACUCAAAUGUACACAAAACAACCAUGUAAAAAGAACACUUUGUUGUCAGUUACGACGCGUUCGAGCUCCUCCUCCCCGGGGGUCAGCGAACGCACCGCCAAAACAAAACGGGACUUUAACGAUAACGAUAAAACGGGACGGAGAUUCUUUCGGUGACACGUUUCGGGCCGACGUUUUGCCAAUGUCAAUAAACAGACUCACGCAAAUGAAGGAAAAAUUUCAAAAUGGAGGAUUCAAAAAAUACGUGAAGAUACAGCCAUAUGUUGAUUCCUGGGUCAGACUCGAGCAGACUCCUCCUACCCAGCACGUGUAUUGUUAUGGUGUCUCCUCUUUACCCAACGUGUGUCUUGAAAUUUCUACCUUGCUGCCAAAGUAACAAACCCGGCAGUUUUGUUUUGCCUGUAACUUCCUCCCUACUUCCUCCUUCCUCCUUCCUCCUUCCUCCUUCCUCCUUCCUCCCUCCCUCCCCACAAUCCCUUUGUCAUGUUUUUCCAUAUUUUGGGAAUGUCAAUGUGCUACUUGUUGACACUGUGCAUGAAUGCUAACACGUCUGUAUAUAGUAAUAGAGAACUGUAUCCCCCCAUUCCCCUGGUUGUUGACAAAAAAAUGGUUCGAAUGUUGUACAGACUUGAGAUUUUUUUUUCUGUUUUGAGUUUCAUUUUUAUGUAAGUAGUAGAUUUAAUUUAAAGAGAAGUUUUGAAGUAACUUGCACAUUAAUUAUUUUUGGUUUAAAAAAAAAAAAAAAGGCAAUAUCUGCUGUUAUUGAUUGAGAGAUGAGAUCCUUAAGGAGCUAUGUAUCUUAUAUAAAAAGUAUACGGGAUUUGCAUGGGAUGUUUGUACAAAAAAAGACACUGCUUGCUACUUCUAAUACUGCGGCUGUAUUCUCUGACGGAAAGAAGAAGAUCGUAUGUAUAUCUAAAGGUUAUUUUGUCAUGAAAGAAUAGUAAUAAAACCAUAUUGUGUAUAUAAUGUACAGUGUUAUAAGUGAGAUGGGCUGUGUGGCCGUCUAACCCUAGAGAAUUAACUACAUAUUUAUUUCCGAUGAGUUCAAAGCGCUCACUACACUCAAGAAUGACAUAUAUUGCCUUUUUGGAGAAGUUGUAGUUUGGCUUAAAAGCUUGUUUCUGUAUCCGGGCCUUUCUGUUUUUCCUCGUCAUCAAGACUUUUCCCAUAACCAAAGUUUUGUUGCCGACUUAAAGGGAUAUUUGAGAUUAAUAACAGAGGUUUUGUUGAAUACGGAAAUGCGCACGGUCUGAUUUGAAGAAGCAAACGAACGUUAAGUGUUUACAGUGGUGGGACGUAACGAAGUACAAGUCGUAAAGUACUGCACUAGGUAUCUGUACUUUACUUAAGUACAUGUUACAGUGGAUACGUUUUACUUUUACUUCACUAUAUUUGAGAGCAGUGUCUGUACUUUCGACUUCACUACAUUUCUGAACAGGACUAGAAAGUAAAAAGUAGUUUUCAUAAGAUUUGAGGAAGUAUUUUUACCUUGUUCGUGUAAUAUCCUGACUAAAGUUUUCAAGUUCUAGCAAAAGUCAUAAGAAAAAUGAAAAAAUGUUUGUGUUUUGACCAAAAUAUGCAUCAUUUUUUUAUCCGUAUCACUACAUUUACACUUAACAUUUUACUCUUAAAGUGCAUUUUCAAACAGAUACUUAAAUGAUUUUACUUAGGUAGAUUUUCCAUGUGAUACUUUAACUUUACUUGAGUAACUUUUUACCUGUGUAUCUGUACUUUUACUUAAGUACAUGUUACAGUGGAUACUUUUUACUUUUACUUCACUACAUUUUUGAAGAGGACUGAAAAGUAAAAAGUACUUUUUUAUGAUUUGAGUGGUUAUUUUGAUCAUGUUCGUGGAAACAUCCUGACUAAAGUUUUCAAGUUCUAGCAAAAUUCAUAAGAAAAAUGAAAAAAUGUUUGUGUUUUGACCAAAAUAUGCAUCAUUUUUUAUCCGUAUCACUACAUUUACACUUAACAUUUUACUCUUAAAGUGCAUUUUUAAACAGAUACUUAAAUAAUUUUACUUAAGUAGAUUUUCCAUGUGAUACUUUAACUUUACUUGAGUAACUUUUUACCUAUGUAUCUGUACUUUUACUUAAGUAUUAACACUGAGUACUUCAUCCACCACUGUGCGUUUAUAAAGAGGAAGCUCUGAAUCUCUGCAUUUGACCGAGCUCAUUUUGGUCAUUGUUGCACAGCAGAUGAAUAAAUUAUAAUAAAUUAAUCUCAAAAUCUGACAGUUUUGACUUAUAACAAACAGAGAGAUGUUAUGUUAGACUUAUGUUUUUAAAAAAGCGUGGGAUUGUGCAGCUCUGACCUCAGUACACGCAUUUAAAACAGGAAAACAGUAUAAAUCAUAGAUAGAAAUGGAAACAUCAUGAGAAAAGCUAAGGAGAAAUAAAGGAUUUGAACCAUUUUGCUACAGAAUAAACACAUUUGUACAUAUUUAACUACGCCACAGUGCGACAUAGGCUCCACCAAAGGCCCGUAGUUGCGGUUUUAUCCCGUUAAAGUCGUCGUAACGCUCGUCUGCUUCUUCAAAUCAGUCGUGUAAACUUUCAAACGAUGCUUUGCCAACACCUCCGCCCAGACUAAACCCUCCCUUUAAGUGGACCUGGCUGCAUCAGUAUUGUCGUUAGCACAUCUUUGCUAAUUAGACUCUCUGGUUGUUCUCUCCGUGUGUGUUUCAGUCGUUUAAUAGCAUUUCAAGCCUUUCUCUUUCUCUCUCUCUCUCUCUCUCCACCUCUCUUCCUCUCUGUGGUCUGCCAUCUGGAGCGCGUGAGACUUUUUCAGUUUGACUCCGUGACAAGAUGAUGUUGAAGAGUUGUUUUUGUUCUCACUUUAGCGUGCCUGUGUUAUGAUUUGUUAAUGCCACUAACUGUGACUGCUCUUCAUGGUACAUUCUGAUAAAAGAAAAUAAAGUUUGGGAUACCCUGUUUCA
Molecule: messenger RNA, 8558 nt
Organism: Periophthalmus magnuspinnatus
Lineage: Eukaryota; Metazoa; Chordata; Actinopteri; Gobiiformes; Gobiidae
Gene: slc8a1b
Product: solute carrier family 8 member 1b
Exons: 11
Coding region: 634-3474 (946 amino acids)
Biological process (GO): cell communication; calcium ion import across plasma membrane; sodium ion transmembrane transport
Cellular component (GO): sarcolemma; axon; postsynapse
Molecular function (GO): calcium:sodium antiporter activity
Source: RefSeq, a predicted model, not a curated record